Dermacentor silvarum is the source of this 1537-nucleotide messenger RNA. RefSeq lists its product as uncharacterized. Gene Ontology annotation, molecular function: alpha-1,4-glucosidase activity. The coding region runs from base 695 to 1537 and encodes 280 amino acids. The record is from RefSeq and is a predicted model, not a curated record. The transcript has 2 exons. Lineage: Eukaryota; Metazoa; Arthropoda; Arachnida; Ixodida; Ixodidae. Gene Ontology annotation, biological process: carbohydrate metabolic process.
UAGUUCAAAUUUUGUGCCAGAAGCAUCAAUUUGGCAAAGGAGCACUAAAUAUAUAACUAUGUGGAAACUUACACAAUCUCUCCUCAAAAAGCAAGGCCAAAAAUUUGUGAUUGUUCUUGCACCCCAUAUUCCAAAAGUGCAAAACAGCUGUAAUUACACUCCUUACCAUGAUGCCCUUCAGCAUGACGUACUGCUUCAGGGCAGAGCCAAAAUUGUCAACUCAUAUCCCAUAGAUCCUCUACCAAAUAUAACUUAUGCUGUGCUUGAUGUCUUCAGCAGAAGUUACAUCAACUGGGCUGACAGAUACUUGCUCAGAUUGUACAACCUAAGUCAAUUCUCUGGCAUAUUUCUUGAUCAAAACUCGCCCACCAACUUAAGUGGACAACGGACACUCAAAAAGCAUGCACACUUGCUGGCGUACAAGUGCAAGAACAACACUGUAAAUUUCCCAUUCAUAAACAUCGGGUCAGAACCACUCUUUAGUGACACCAUGUGCAUGGAUACAGUGCACAGUGGCAACAUUUCACAUAUAAAUGUGCACAAUGUAUAUGGACUUGAAAAUGCACGUGUCAUUUCUGAAGUUCUCAAAUGUCAGCAUCCCAAAUAGGCAACUUUUCUGGCAAGUGCAUCAACACACCAUGGUAGUGGGAGAUUUGGUGGUCACUAUGGAACAAACUAUGGGGCAACGUGGUCCAUGCUUCAAAAUGCACUGGUGCACAUGUCAGGGAUGUCCCUCUAUGGAGUGCCUAUGUACGGAUCUGCCAUCUGUGGCACCUAUGGAGUCAUAAGCUAUGAGCUCUGUGCCAGGUGGUACCAGCUGAUCGCCUUCAGUCCCUUCAUGUUCACUGCUAGGAGAGCUGGUCAAGCACACGCUGACCCUUAUUCACUUGUCCAAGUACGAGAUGUCGCCAGGCUGGCAAUCCAGCUGCGCUACAGCAUGCUCGACUAUGUGUACACGCAACUGAGGCUGUGCACUACAACCGGACACCCUUUCCUCAGGCCCCUGUUUCUCGAGUUCCCGAGUGACAGGACUACAUGGAGAAUCACAAAACAGUUUUUCUUCGGACCGGCUCUGAUGGUUGCACCUGCUGUCGCACAAGGGAUAAACGAAGUGGAUGUAUAUUUCCCGAAUGCAGGGUUCUACGACUUCUUCAGGUACACUCACGUUGCGGUACAAGGCAAAAACCGAUGGAAGAAUGUUGUGAUGACGGAGUACCAAACACCGACCUAUCUAAGGGCAGGCCACAUCAUGGUUGUCAGGAGGCCAGACGUCACAGUAGCACUGACACAGAGGAAUCGUGUCUCGCUGAUUGUGGCAGCAAGACAACGCCUUGUGGACAGUGAUUCUAAAGAAAACAAUGUUCUUCUGGCCCAAGGUGAGCUUUGCAUCGACAGUGACUCAUCACUUCCGAAGAACACCGGCACCACAGUCAAGUUCAAUUUUUGGAAAGAACAUGUGCAGUUUGGCUCCAAGUAUCAGUGCUACCUUUUUAAAAUAUUAAUCCCCGAUUACAUAGACAAAACUAUUUUUUUUUAA